Pseudocercospora fijiensis CIRAD86 is the source of this 3039-nucleotide messenger RNA. RefSeq lists its product as uncharacterized. NCBI's taxonomy places the organism in Eukaryota, Fungi, Ascomycota, Dothideomycetes, Mycosphaerellales, Mycosphaerellaceae. Bases 1 to 3039 code for a protein of 1012 amino acids. The record is from RefSeq and is a predicted model, not a curated record. The transcript has 4 exons. Gene Ontology annotation, molecular function: protein binding.
AUGCUCGCCGCGUCGGAGGAGUGGGAGUGUCUGGGCGGAAGCGGGAGUGGGACAAUGAUUAUGCUUUCUGCGCUGGAGCCGAUGGAGCCAUGCAGGAACCCGCCGCCGUCGCCGCCGAAGCCUUCUUCGCUGCCACUCCAUAGUAAUCUGCAGAGUGCUCAGGGCCCCCUCGGCCACGCUGCUACUCACACCACCCUGCUCCAUGUGCAACUUCGCCUUCGCCAUCGCCAUCGCCAUGUCCCACGCCUCCCGCUCCCUCCCCAGCUGCUGAUCUGCAAUUCCGCCCCGCUGCCACGUCUCCGAGAACAUGCGCAUGCCACGACGAUGGGAGACCCCGCGCCGUCGACCAGCAGCACCGCUCCGCCGAAAGCGCCCAUGACAAAUGCCGAAUUGGUCGCCUUUGUGACCAAGGAGCUGGAGCAGGAUGACGAGCGCCAGGCCAAAGUGCAGGCGGCCGCUGCCGCUUGUGACAUCCCGAAUGCCACCCAGACUGGCAGCACGCUCGAUCUCAGUCACAAGAACAUCAGCGUGCUGCCCGCCGAGGUCGUGCUAUUGAUCAAGGAUCGCGUCGAGAGGCUCGCCCUCUCACACAACCCGCGCAUAUCAUUACCACCAGCAAUAUCGCAGUGCGAUCGCUUGCGCUAUCUCAAUUUGCGAUGGAACAAGCUGAGACACUUUCCCGAAGCGGUGCUCUCGCUGUCGAAACUGGAGAUCCUGGACAUCAGCAAGAACCAGAUCGAUGUCAUACCCGAGGACAUCAAGAAAAUGGCCAACCUCAAAUUCCUGGCCGUCGCGAGAAACCAAAUACGCCGAUUGCCACUGGCCUUGGGUGAGAUGAAUCUGGUGAAGCUGAAGUUCGACGAGAACCCUAUCGAGUUCCCUCCGCCGGAGGUUCUCAAGCCAUCUACUGAUCGAUCAUUGAUUGAGUCGGAGAAGGACAAAGACAUGUGCCAGCAGGUCAAACGAUUCAUGAAGGCUACUGCGCUUAGGGAGCGAUUGAGAGCAAGUUCGGAUGAAGACAUGAGAGAUAGUACUGUCGAAACACCCCGCCCGCCAAAGCCUGGUCGCAUGGGUGGUCGCUUUCCCGUGAGGCCCAGCAUCAGUGGUAUCGAGAACAUUGAGAGUCUGAAAUCCGACUCUCCGCCUGAACCACCUCCCAUACCUCAGAGAUCUCACGCUCGAGGCUUGUCAUCAAAUAGCCAAACAUUCAUCAAGCGACCUGGAAUUGCGCCUUUACUCACUGGAGCUCAGGAUCCACACAGAACUCGCAGUGAGACAGUCGGCAGUUCUGCUAAUAUACGAAACAGGAGGCAAGGCUAUGUGCCGCGAAAGAAUGCGAAAAUGAACUCUUUGAGCGAGAUGCAAUCGCAGCUGUCGGCGAGAUCUAGCGCAGCACCCACUCUCACGCCGCCACACUCCCGCGCACCAAGCGUGACCUCAAAUUACAACGGCUACCUGAGUGCUGGGGGUGAGAGUUCAUCUGGUGCAAUCAGUCCCAUUGACGGUCCUGUUAGCCGGGCAAUGCUGUCGCGAAAGCUCUCCAGCUUGCCCGAAAGUCGAAACUCGCGGCUGCCAACAAUCAACGCCAUUAAGGCUGUGAGGCGUGUACUAUUCAUGCUAUUCUAUCUACAUCGACCUAUCGCCGACAUUGCUCAGCAGCUUGGUAGCGGAACGCCUCGGAGGUCGACGCUGGAACGCCAAGUGUUCAGCGCAAAUGCUCAAAUCGACGAGCUUGAUCGUCUCCUCAACAAUGCCAACAACAUUAUGGAAGACAACAUGGAAGUGGACUCAGCAAUGCUGGUGGCCAUCGUUCGAGCAGCCAUCACCGCACUUCGCAUGCAUGUCUUUGUUGUGAAGGAGCUGAAUCGAAAUCGACAGCAGAUAGUGAAGCGGGUCGACGCUUUCCAUGUCCGAUGUGUUAUCAAUUCAGCGUAUACAACAAUGCUGGAAGCACAGAAUGUCUGCCAUAUGCUGGGCUUCGAGACCAAGCCAGCAGAUCGGCGCAACACACUCCGCAUCUCACAGGGCCCUUGGAGCAGUCGGACAGUCACACCUACCCAGCCCAAACCAUCUGGCAGCCGCAGACGAGGCGCCACCAUCCUACCUUCCACAAGCAGUGUGACAAAUUACCGGGGCAUGGUACCACCAGUGCCACUGCACUCGAAUGGCAGUAGAAGCAACACCAUGACCUCGGUCAGCACUGCUGCUACACCUCGCUGGAAUCAGUCAUUCCCGGACCUCGCAACCCAAAUGUCGAGAAGUAAUACCAUGCGCAGCGUGCUUACCGAGACAGAUGGCGAGGACAACAGCGAUAGACUGUACUUCAAGCUGAAAGCGUGCUGCGACCUGGCAUACUCGACGCUCCCUCUUGUUCGCGAUGAUCUUCUCAAUCGCAAGACGAAGGAAGACCGGAGCGGGCACUUGAGCAUCAGCAGAAUGUACGCGAAUGCUGUCAACAAAUGUGACUUCGCCAUCGCCACGAACAACAAGCUGCUUGCAAGGCUGAAAGUAAUGAAACUUGGCGAUCCUGCCAGGUAUGCUGGCGAGUUCAAGAACAUGGCCGAAACCUUCACCAAAGACUGGGCGCACUUCGCCGAAGAGGUUAUGGCACUUGCUCGAGAAGGCCUUGACAUUGGUAACAUCAAGCACCAACUCAAGCCGCUUCAGGGCGCGGUCAGAGACGUCACACGAACCGCACAGCAAAGCUCGCCGCCAUCGACGAAGCCGCCUCCAUCAGCAUCCCUCGUUGGCGGCUUUCCUCCACCGCUGAACACCGCCCUUGCCCAGCAGAGCAUGGUACCUGGUCCGCCUACAGGAAUUCCCGUGCCAGCGACACCUAUUGGGGCAGCAUUAGGUCCGGCAGUUCAAGCGAUUGUCCCACCAACACCUACGACUUCAUUCAACAGUGCAGAAUACAGCUUCCCACCGCCACCUCCUCUACCGACGGGCGGAUCGAAUGCAAGCACAGCGAGCUUGACAAGUCUCAGCAGUCGAACGCGGGCAGGCGAGACGAACCCGACAUCUUAUCCCAGGAGAUAA